Messenger RNA from Nematocida ausubeli, 1671 nucleotides. RefSeq lists its product as uncharacterized. The record is from RefSeq and is a predicted model, not a curated record. The transcript has a single exon. Gene Ontology annotation, molecular function: mRNA binding. Gene Ontology annotation, biological process: regulation of transcription by RNA polymerase II; transcription elongation by RNA polymerase II; regulation of DNA-templated transcription elongation. NCBI's taxonomy places the organism in Eukaryota, Fungi, Microsporidia. Bases 1 to 1671 code for a protein of 556 amino acids. Gene Ontology annotation, cellular component: DSIF complex.
AUGGCAAAGGUAAAGAGAAAGUAUGCAGUAGAUUCUGAUAGCGAAGAAGAGUUUAAAGCAAGCAAAUUUGUGGAUGUAGAGGCCUCUGAGAAUGAGCCGUCUGAUGAUGGAAGCAUGAAUUCCUUUAUCAAUGAGCUAGCAGAAGACGUAGAGGCAGCAGAGGAGGAAGGCCCAGAGAUAGAAGCAUCCACUGCAGAAGGGCAGGAGAGUAUGGAGGAAAGUGAAGAAGAGGGAAAUCUUGAUGACUUUGAAGAGUACACAAAAACUGUGGAAGAGAGGUACAAGAACAUAGACUCCAUGGAGGUUGAGGUAACACCGCAGCAGCUGCUUCUGCCGAAUGACAAGUCACCAAAGCUGUGGCUGAUCAGGUGUGCGCCUGCAAAGGAGAAGCAAAUUGUGCUCUCUGUUCUACGGAAGGCCUUCGCCAACAAGAUAAAUAUAACUGCAGUUCUGACAAAUGAAAUAGUAAAGGGAUACAUAUACAUAGAGGCGUACCAGAAACAGGCUGUUCUGCAGGCAAUAGACGGGAUAUUUGGGGCAUUUAAAACGAAUAUCACACAGAUCCCAAACAAGGAGAUGGCAGAUGUGCUGUACAUACCAGAGCUAGACCCAGUGAUAUACAAAGAGGGAAACUAUCUCCGAGUGAUAAAGGGAGCGCACUCUGGGGAAAUAGCACAAAUAGAUUCGCUUGGGACAGGAAAGGACAAAAUCUCUGUAAAGCUGGUCCCAAAGAUAAAUGACAAGCACAAGCUGUUUAACCCAAAUGACUUCAACAAGUCGGAGAUAUACAAGAUGUCAAGUAGCACAUGGGUCUAUAAAAAGGAAAUGUACAAAGACGGGUAUUUGCUGAAAAGCAUCCCGGUUGUCUAUCUAGCAGCAAGUCCAGCAAUUACAGGAGAGGAAAAAAGGUGGUUCUCUACUGCAGAGAACAAAAAGACAUCAGGCUCGCACUUUGUAAAAGACGAAAUUGUAGAGGUUAUGUUUGGAGGACUGAAGGGAGCUGUUGGAAAAGUGCUUGUUGUAGAAGAAGAGAACGUAACGAUAAAGAUAGGAGAUAAGAAGAUUGUUGUUGCACGAGAUGAAAUACAGAAGAAGUAUGCGAUUGGGGAUGAAGUUCUGGUGGUCUCCGGAAGAAAGAGAGGAAAGUGUGGAUUUGUAGUGGGAAUAUCAGAUAAUAAGCUUAUGAUAGGAAUAAACAACUUUACAGAAGAAAUUGAGGCAGAGAUAGAGGAGGUUGUUCUGAGCUCAGUACCAGAUGCACAGCAGGAAAGACCAAAGACCCAAGGAAAGAUCCCAUCGCGCGGUAAGAGAGACCCACUUGUAGAUAGACAGGGAGAAAUAACAGCAGGAGAGUACAAAGGGAAGCGUGGAACCAUUAAGGAUGUUCUGCCUGCCUCCUACAGGAUACAGCUUAUAACCACGCUGAAGUGCAUAACAGUCAAGAAAACAGACUUUGAAAUUCACAGAAGAAAUGCAACCCCGUCCAUGCGAGAAACUAAUGAGUCUGAGAAGGAAGAGAUGCUCAAUAGCAUGGCAGUGCCAGCUUACUCUGACUCUUCAGAUGAAGAGGACAACAGCACAACGCCAGCACAAGACGAAGGAACCCCCUUGAUAGAGUCUGAAGUGUACAGUCCUACAAAGCAAAUUAACUCCUUUGACUCUGAUGAGUAG